Molecule: messenger RNA, 905 nt
Organism: Cariama cristata (Red-legged seriema)
Lineage: Eukaryota; Metazoa; Chordata; Aves; Cariamiformes; Cariamidae
Product: ras-related protein Rab-8A
Exons: 6
Coding region: 60-440 (126 amino acids)
Biological process (GO): protein localization to plasma membrane; regulation of exocytosis; Golgi vesicle fusion to target membrane
Cellular component (GO): plasma membrane; synaptic vesicle; endosome
Molecular function (GO): GTP binding; GTPase activity
Source: RefSeq, a predicted model, not a curated record
GGUAUUGAUUUUAAAAUUAGAACUAUAGAGCUAGAUGGCAAAAGAAUUAAACUACAGAUAUGGGCAUUAUGUUAGUCUAUGACAUCACCAAUGAAAAAUCUUUUGAAAAUAUUCGGAACUGGGUCAGGAAUAUUGAAGAGCACGCCUCUCCAGAUGUUGAAAAAAUGAUCCUUGGGAACAAAUGUGAUGCAAAUGACAAACGACAAGUUUCUCGAGAGCAGGGGGAGAAGCUUGCUGCAAGUUUUGGAAUUAAAUUUAUGGAGACGAGCGCAAAAGCAAAUAUAAACAUAGAGAAUGCGUUUUUCACUCUUGCAAGAGAUAUCAAAGCAAAAAUGGACAAGAAGUUGGAAGGCAAUAGCCCACAAGGCAGCAACCAGGGAGUCAAAAUCACACCAGACCAGCAAAAGAAAAGCAGCUUUUUCCGAUGUGUUCUUCUGUGAGGGACACGGCCUUAAUCUGAGCGUCUGCUCAACCGAGCUGGACUGUGCCUGUUCUGAGUGAGAUUUCCUCUGUCUGUGGACUUAGCAUUUUCACCUUGUCACUUUGUGACCAUCUGAAUAAGAAAUUGUUUAUUUUGGUAAUUGUCUGACUCUUCAAUUUUGGAGAUGAAACAAGUUUAUUUUUGUCAGAUUGCCACUGGGCACGUGUAUUGUCUAGCAGAGGGGGUACAGAUCAAAUGUGACCUGUGAUAGAGCGCCUUUGCUGACAGGCUUCGAUCUUUUUGUUUGUAUCUGUAAUGUAUCCAAAUUGGAAAGAUUGAGUUAUGAUCGAAAUAAGAAACUGAAAUGCCAACAUUAAUAAAGUACAGGUAUGUGUACAUGAUACAUGUGCAUACCCAUGUCUAUAGAAGCCUAUAGAACAAUCGCAUCAAAACAUCAAAUAAAUGCACUUACAUAAGCAGGACA